GGCAGCCUGAGCCUGACAUCCCGUUAGAGGUCGCAAACUCGCCAAGCAAAUCCCCAUGGCGGCGCAUGCGCUGCCGUUCCUCCGGUGGAGCCGGAGCGCCGCCUCCCUCCGCGCGCGCUCCUCCACCACAGCCGCACCGCACUGCCUCUUCUCGGCCCUCCGCCGCCCCUCCGCCGCCGCCUGCUGCGAGGCGGGCUCCAAGGUCAUGCUCAAGGGGAUGGACUACUCGGAACUCGAGAAUUGGGUGCAGGCGCAGGGGUUUCGGCCAGGCCAGGCCAUGAUGCUGUGGAAAUGCCUAUACGGGAACAACGUUUGGGCUCACUGCCACGACGAGCUAACUGGUUUAAACAAGGACUUCAGGAAGAUGAUAACCGAGCGUGCUGAUCUUAAGGCAUUAACUGUGAAGGACAUUCUCACUGCAUCAGAUGGAACCCAUAAGAUACUGUUCUCUCUUGAAGAUGGCCCAGUGAUUGAAACAGUUAUCAUUCCUUGCGCUAGGGGCAGGACAACUGUCUGUGUUUCUAGUCAAGUUGGUUGUGCCAUGAACUGUCAGUUUUGCUUCACUGGAAGGAUGGGUCUGAGAAAACAUCUGUCAACAGCUGAAAUUGUUGAGCAGGCUGUGUUUGCUCGUAGGCUAUUCUCUGAUGAAUUUGGAGCAAUUACUAAUGUUGUAUUUAUGGGCAUGGGUGAACCAUUUCACAAUAUUGAUAAUGUAAUAAAAGCCUCAGCAAUAAUGGUUGACGAUCAAGGUCUUCAUUUUAGUCCUCACAAGGUUACUGUAUCCACAAGUGGUCUUGUCCCUCAGUUAAAACGCUUCCUCCGUGAAUCCAAUUGCUCCCUGGCCGUCAGUCUUAAUGCAACAACGGACGAGGUUAGAAAUUGGAUAAUGCCCAUAAACAGAAAGUACAAUCUUAACAUGCUUCUUAGCACUUUAAGGGAGGAGCUUUGCCUCAGAAAGAAUUACAUAGUUCUAUUUGAAUAUGUUAUGCUUUCUGGAGUGAACGACAGUAUGGAUGAUGCAAAGAGGCUUAUCGAGCUCGUCCAAGGGAUCCCUUGCAAGAUCAACCUCAUCUCUUUCAAUCCCCACACUGGUUCCCAAUUCAAGCCCACACCGGAUGAGAAGAUAAUCGAGUUCCGAAACGUUUUAAUUCAAGGUGGCCUUAUAGUUUUUGUUCGGCUCAGCAGAGGGGAUGAUCAGAUGGCUGCCUGCGGGCAGCUAGGAGAGCCUGGAGACUACCAGCUGCCUCUGCUCCGUGUACCCGAGAAAUUCCAGGUCGCCUUGUGAAUUGUGACGCAUGGUGAGCAACUUGAUGAAUACGUUAAGUAAUUGGCUUUGGAUGGAGAUUCGAUCAACUUGAUGAACACGUGAAGUAAUUUGGUUCGGGAUGGAGAUUCGAUCAUGCAGUUACUGGAAGUUAUGCCAUCUCCGAAGACUGAUCUGGAAUUUUUCGAGAUGGUAUCGACGUGGUUGGUCCUUCAUCUGAGCCUGGAUAUGUAAGAACACAUUUCGAUAUGGGCACAUGAUGCUUCUGCCGAUCCGGUGUAACCUAAUCGAGCAUUUGAUAAGAGUUAAUAUAAGCUGGGUAUUUGUCACAUCUGGUUCCCCACAUACUAAGGUUGUAGCAGACUAGCAAGUUGUGUUGCAUUUCGCACUCUGAUAUCAUGCCAACGCCGUCCGACUCAGGAAAAGCUAAAGCAUUGCGUCGUGCAACUUUGGUCUUUGGGUGCGUGACACUUGGCGUUUCCGCGUAGCCCAUCCUGCGGUCUGAGUCUGAAGUCGCCAAAGCUAAACUCUGCUGUUACUGGUGAUUCGAAAAGCUUGGCUUGGAUCUUGGAAUGAACCUAUCUACCAGCGAUCAGGAGUGGCAGAAAAGAAUCUGGGAAGGCCUGCAAGGUUUUGGCUUGCCUGAGCGAGAUACCUUAACCACUAAGGCGUGCAUGGCACCACCAACUCACCUGGCCACCCUAGCUAGAAGGUAAGAGAAAAGGGAAAGAGAAAUCUAUCACGAGCCCCCACCCGGAUCAAAGCGCCUCUGAUCCUUUCUCAAAAGCAACUCCAUCACGCUGCACAUCAUGGGGCGUCUUUAGCACUAUAAGCUGCUGCCGAACUGGUAGGCACGCUUACACGAUCGUCGCGUUUUGCCUUUAGCGGGAGCCCCGGGCGAUUCUAUUCAUCGCGCGCGUGAGUGCGUGAUGAGCUGUCGCAGAACCCGUCCACCCCGCCCUGCAAGUGUGUGUUGCUGUUAUAUCUCUUUUUUUUCUUCUCCGGAAGUCCAUUACGGUCCAUUAUUACACAUGCAUGUGUGUUUCUGAUGCCACGCAGAAGACAUCACCCGGAUAUGUAGAAUAAUUUCGUGUAAAUUCAAGUUCAAAUAUGAAACUCAUAUUUUCUAUACCAAUUAGUCCAAUAAAA
Messenger RNA from Panicum virgatum (switchgrass), 2413 nucleotides. Its product is annotated as dual-specificity RNA methyltransferase RlmN-like. Gene Ontology annotation, molecular function: iron-sulfur cluster binding; RNA methyltransferase activity. The record is from RefSeq and is a predicted model, not a curated record. Gene Ontology annotation, biological process: tRNA methylation; rRNA base methylation. The transcript is spliced from 8 exons. Bases 56 to 1285 code for a protein of 409 amino acids. Lineage: Eukaryota; Viridiplantae; Streptophyta; Magnoliopsida; Poales; Poaceae.